UGGUUUGUUUUCGGGCUCUGUACGGUUCAGCAGAAAUAUUCGACUUUAUCCUUUUUGACCGCUCUCGCGUUCCGUCGCAACCACCGUCUCUAGCUCAAAGUGCACAUAACUCAAACUCAAAAGUGAUGUUUACUGCGCUGAAAUAAGACUUUUAUCAGCUGCUCGUCUCCUCAUGGCGGAGGUCUUUUAUGUUGGAGUGGACGUGGGCACUGCCAGUGUGAGGGCUGCACUGGUGACCAGGGCGGGCCUCCUGCACAGUACUGCAGAGGAACCUAUCAGCAUCUGGGAGCCCCAGACCGACCACUACGUCCAGUCCUCUGCUGAGAUCUGGAAGAAAUGCUGCACAGUUGUCAAGAGAGUGACCCAAAGUGUGGAGAGGAGUCAGGUACGAGGGAUCGGCUUUGAUGCCACUUGCUCUUUAGUGGUUUUGGACCAAAGCUUCCAGCCUGUGCCAGUUGAUCAGGAUGGUGACAGACAAAGGAACGUGGUGAUGUGGAUGGACCAUCGUGCUGAAGUGCAGGCCGCUCGUAUAACAGACACCGGCCACCAGGUCCUGAGCAGGGUGGGAGGGGUCAUGUCACCAGAGAUGCAACCCCCUAAGCUGCUCUGGCUCAAAGAGAAUCUAAAAGAAAGCUGCUGGAACAAAGCUGCUCAUUUCUUUGACCUCCCAGACUUCCUGUCUUGGAAGGCAACGGGCUCUUUGACUCGGUCUUUAUGUACUUUGGUGUGUAAAUGGACAUAUUGUCCUCCAGAAGGAUGGGAUGCUAGUUUUUGGACUAGCAUUGGACUGGAGGAUCUCCUGGAGAACAACUUUUCCAAAAUAGGCAGUGUGACGUGUCCUCCAGGGAGCCCGCUAGGAGAUGGCCUCACCCAGGAGGCAGCAGCAGAUUUGGGUUUGGACCCAGGAACUGCAGUUGGUGCUUCUCUCAUUGAUGCUCAUGCUGGAGGCCUUGGUGUGCUAGGUGCAGAUGUGAAAGGCUUUCACUUGCCCUGUGAGGAUCAGCCAAUCAGCUCACGCAUGGCGAUGAUCUGCGGGACAUCAACCUGUCACAUGGCAAUCAGCGAGCAGCCUCUGUUUGUGCCUGGAGUGUGGGGGCCCUGCCUGUCUGCCAUGGUGCCUGGCAUGUGGCUCAACGAGGGAGGACAGAGCGCGACAGGAAGGCUGGUCGACCACGUGGUGAAGGGCCACGCCGCCUACACCCAGCUCCAGGAACAGGCACGGCAGAGACUUCCCUUCACUGGGGAGAACGUCUACAACUACCUGAACAGCCAUCUGACUUCAAUGGCAGACCGUUGUGCUGUGGACCUGCUGGGCUCCAGUCUGCACGUGUGGCCCGACUUCCAUGGGAACAGGUCACCUCUGGCUGACCCUAGCUUGAAGGGCAUGGUGGUCGGACUACCACUGUCCCAAACUUUGGAUGACUUGGCCUUGCUCUAUUUGGCCACUGUACAAGCCCUCGCUCUUGGGACACUUCAUAUUCUGGAAGCCAUGAGAGAAGCAGGACAUGACAUCACAACUCUCUUCCUGUGCGGCGGAUUGAGCAAAAAUACCCUGUUUGUGCAGAUUCACGCCAACGCUACGGGAUUACCUGUGGUGCUGCCUGCCCAGAUCGAGGCUGUGUUAAUAGGAGCAGCCAUCUUGGGUGCAUGUGCAUCACAGGACUACAGCAGUAUACAGGAGGCAAUGGAGAAAAUGGCUAAAGUGGGGAAAGUUGUUCAGCCUGACCAUGAACUCGGGAGCUUCUAUGAGAGAAAGUACAAGGUGUUCCUGCGACUGUUUGCCCACCAGAGGGAGUACCAGGCACUCAUGAACCAGAGAUGACAGUGUCAGCGGCAGGCGGCCGUGCUGGGACUGACUUUCUCUGACGAGCAGUGAUGACGAAUCCAUACACUGGAAACAAGAACACAAGUCUGAACCUUGCUGCUUUUCCUGAUUAUUAAAGGUCCAGUUUUUAUAUUUUCUCAAUAACCUGAGGGAAAACGGCUCUCUGGGGGUUAAAUAUCUGUCAGGGGGUUUGCUGUUUCUAAACAUUUGACUGCUGGAAGAGUUUAGAAUCCAAACAUGCUGGAUUUCAAAGCACCUGUCAGAUGACAACAGAGAAGAUCUCUGUGCAGAUGAGCUGUUGCAGCGUACCAUGGCUGCCUGUCCUGUAGAGCCGCUGGUGCAGAUGUGUCCAAAAUGAGUGUAGAGGAGUGAAUGUGGGGACAUGGACAGAUUCCACAGUGACUCAUUUGCUAGAGACCCCUCAGCUCCAACUACUGUCAAAUACCCUCAAGUAAUGUUGCCUUCAAAUGCAGUCCCAAUAAAUAAUUACAAUAAUGGAA
Molecule: messenger RNA, 2325 nt
Organism: Scatophagus argus
Lineage: Eukaryota; Metazoa; Chordata; Actinopteri; Scatophagidae
Gene: fggy
Product: FGGY carbohydrate kinase domain containing
Exons: 16
Coding region: 173-1822 (549 amino acids)
Biological process (GO): carbohydrate metabolic process
Molecular function (GO): phosphotransferase activity, alcohol group as acceptor; kinase activity
Source: RefSeq, a predicted model, not a curated record